CUUCAUGAGGCUCAAGAAGCCGAGAUUGCCCCGGUCUCAAUCGAGAACAACAUCUUUGUGGAAACUUUGCUAGAUGGCAUUGCUCGUCUUGGUGGCGUUCGUGACAUCAUCUUUUCCUCCUUCAUCUGUAUUCUGCUGGAAAUCAAACAGCAAUCAUAUCCCGUGCUCUACAUCACUAACGCAGGUAAACGUAAAUUUUCUGACGAGGAGAAACGGGCCGGUAAUCUACAAGCUGCUGUGCAAUUUUCACAACCAUGGGGUUUGGCAGGCAUCGUGGUGGCAGCAGAUCCCGUGAUGUUGUGGCCCCGCGUUAUCGACUUCGUGAAAAGCCAAGGACUCAUCUGUGGAAGCUACAACGGCUGUAACAACGACCCC
Paraphaeosphaeria sporulosa is the source of this 375-nucleotide messenger RNA. RefSeq lists its product as uncharacterized. The transcript has a single exon. Gene Ontology annotation, biological process: glycerophospholipid catabolic process. Gene Ontology annotation, molecular function: glycerophosphocholine phosphodiesterase activity. The annotation marks the transcript as partial. Lineage: Eukaryota; Fungi; Ascomycota; Dothideomycetes; Pleosporales; Didymosphaeriaceae. The record is from RefSeq and is a predicted model, not a curated record.